UACGCAAUGAAUCAUGUCAGAUUUGGGAUUAUCUGCUGGAGCUGUCUGCUCAUUAUAAUAGCCCCGAAAACGGAAGCACUUUCGGUAUGGAAAUUACCCACAGCGGAAAAAGUGUAUCAGGAACUGGAAAGCUGCCGGCAAGAAAACCAAGACAAGGAUGCAGGCACCUUGAGGUGUUUGGUCAAAGAACUGGGACUUUGGACAGAUGAGAGCGGCUACAAUGCCAAGCGGAUAGCAAAGAUCUUUGCCGGGCAUAACCAAAUGGAGGAGCUGAUGCUGGUGGUGGACUACUGCAACCGAAAGGAGCAGAAUCUGAGCCAAUUGGAUGACUGGGCGUACCUGGCCUACAGGUGCGCCACUUCGGGCCAGUUUGGCCAUUGGGUCAAGGAUUUCAUGAGCCAAAAGGAAAGAGAUUAAUAAAUAAUUAAGGAAUUUAGUUUUUUAAUUCGUUUUUAUUUACGACUUGAACUGCAAGCAAGCGAUCAGAUGGGUCUGGGAUGGCAGGAAUAACUGUCCCUCUAGACCUGGACACUGUGCUGGACCAGCUGCAGAUUGGCGUUCAUGAAG
This is a messenger RNA of Drosophila eugracilis, 567 nucleotides long. RefSeq lists its product as uncharacterized. Gene Ontology annotation, molecular function: odorant binding. Bases 7 to 417 code for a protein of 136 amino acids. The transcript has a single exon. The record is from RefSeq and is a predicted model, not a curated record. Lineage: Eukaryota; Metazoa; Arthropoda; Insecta; Diptera; Drosophilidae.